GUUUGCAUCAUGCCAUCCAUUAAUCCCCCUAAAAAGCCUCUAGGCAGGCCAAGGAAAUUUCCUACAACAGCAGCAGCAGCAGAUGCCAGGAAGAAACGCGAUCAACAACGAUACCUGCGGCAACGCCAUCCUCAGGGGCUCGCUGAUUUUAUUGCAUAUGAGCCCCAGAUUCCCGCGGAUGUACCUACUGAGACACCUACAGAAAUCGGCCUCCGGACGACCGUUCAGGUUCCAAUUUCUCAGGAGGACGAACCUCGACAAACUACCCAGCGACGAAAUCUGCAAACGAACCGUCCACCGCCAGCUGCACAUCCGAUGACCGGCGAAGAUGCCGAAGUCGCCAGACAGAUUCAACAGAUUCAAGCAGGCGAGAGGGAGGCAAAUAUUGAGCAGGAUGAAUAUGAAAUCGCGAUUUCAGAACAAUUAGAUAAGAUGGAUAGAACAACCGCAGAGAUUCUGCUUAAGAUGCGGCUGGGCAGAGGAGCAGAGAAGGUUGUAGGGGCAGGCGAUAUGGUCGAGCCAACGACCAGAGAGGGUCCGGAGGUCGCCGGCAAAGCAGGCGAGGAAGGCAGGGAGAGCAAUAACGAGUCACGACAUUCUCGCUACCCGCCAGUUGCCUCUGUUAAAGAGACAAUUGUGGGGGACAAUAACAGUGUUUGCAACUCUUAUGCUUCAUCGAGGACAUCAAUAGGUACAAAGCACUCUACGGGUAGUAGGUCGCAGCAGACACCUGAUGGGCGAAGCCUACAGUCCUUGCCGCGAUCAAAUCGAGGAAGCGGACAACGCAGAACUCGAUUCCCGGCUCAGAGCAAUACCCUCCUAUCUUGGAUACAACCUCCACCAGGAAGCCCAUCCGCUAAUAGUAUCUUGUCUCAGCCAGUUGUGCCAAGAUCUCUGAACACUGCCUUGCCUUUACCCAUCCAUACACCUGCACCCCGCCUUGCAGCCUCUGAUCCCGCCCGAUGUAAACCUAAUACUGCAUCCACGGCACCGCCCACGGCACCAUCCACGGCACCAUCCACGGCACCAUCCAUAGCUACCAACCUCCCUACAUCUCCAGACCCGUCAGAACGAAUUUUGUUUAAGCUAGCUAAGCAGCUUCGGCAUUUCCAGGGCUGCACUCAUGAAGAGCAUAACAAGGAAGACAGACUGCACCAAGAGCACCAUCAACGCCCUGAUGUCCGUUCUGCAUGCUCUUCCAUCCGCCAAAUCACUACUCUUCUUCGCGGGGAAUGCGAUGGGGGAACGCCUCUUCCAGACGUGCUUAGCAGCCCUAAAUUCAUGAAUCCUUCAGACUUCCGCGGCAUCAACUGCCAAGGCGCCUUUGAAGGGACGAGUACUACGGCCUUCCCUGAUGACGUCGGGACCGGCGACGAGCGCCUGCCAAAAAACCUUUGCCUGUCGCAACACCACUCCCGCAGCAACAAGGACCGUUCUGCAAAGAUAACAUUCGACAUCGACAGCGUCUGCUCAUUCCCUAACAGCCUAGCUGUUGCUCGGCAAGGAAUUAAUUGGUUUCCACGAUGCCAUCCAUUCCUAAACCUGGCCGCGGACAUACAUUUUGGCCUAAAAGUGCCUGCAUACAACGACGGUGGGGAGCUAACCGAGAAGUAUGUCCCUCUGCACAAAAUCCCCCAUUAUUGCUUUGGCUCUGUCAUUGGAUUUGAGUCGCUUUUUAUCUACAUCUUCUUUCCUUCUCUCCAUACGGAAAGCGACCACGAGCAUACCACAUACCUCAGCGACGAGACCCAGCAGCUCUGGUAUGACGCGGUCCUUAGCCGUUCCUUGAAGAAGACGAUCGGAUGCUCGAAUAUCUUGCAGCACUACCCUGCUUCUGCCCACGUCGCCAACCUAGACUCGACUGCGAAGUCUGCAGAGAGCCUCUCCCAGAAAGUCUCUACAAGAGAGCAGCUUCUAAAGUAUGCGCUGCAGCCCCAGCAUCUGGACUUGCUCUGGAACUGCAUUCUCGAGAGCAUUGCAGAAAAUCCCGGCCUCAGCCAAUUCGAAGGCGCAACGCUCUUCAUGCACGCAAAGAAUACCAAACUAGAGCAUAUGGAUGCCAGCCUGACUUCGGCAUAUGGACGCUGGAAAGAAUGCUGGUCCGGGGUUACCGAUCCACAAUUCCACAGCAAGGGU
Molecule: messenger RNA, 2136 nt
Organism: Lindgomyces ingoldianus
Lineage: Eukaryota; Fungi; Ascomycota; Dothideomycetes; Pleosporales; Lindgomycetaceae
Exons: 1
Source: RefSeq, a predicted model, not a curated record